Molecule: messenger RNA, 1070 nt
Organism: Tarenaya hassleriana
Lineage: Eukaryota; Viridiplantae; Streptophyta; Magnoliopsida; Brassicales; Cleomaceae
Product: ribosomal L1 domain-containing protein 1
Exons: 2
Coding region: 83-883 (266 amino acids)
Cellular component (GO): 90S preribosome
Source: RefSeq, a predicted model, not a curated record
UUAAAUUAAAGCUCUGUGCCCACCAAAACCCUAAUCCGCAGCAACGGCGCAAGUCUCCGUCUUUCCCCCUUCUCGCCGGAGAAUGAGCUACUCGGCGGCUCGUCCGCCGCAAAAACCCUCGAGGGUCGAUCCAAAUACCGUGUAUAGGGCUGUAAAAUCUCUCCGAAAAUGGUGGAACUCCGAGUCCAUGACCCAGAAGGCCAGACCGAUGGAGCACGACGGGUUCAUGUAUCUGAUCGUGGCCCUGACGAAAGUCCCUCAAAAGGACCGAACGAAUCCCGAGAUGAUCCCUCUUCCUCACCCUUUUAUCGAUCUGGUCGAAGAUUCGCCGGAGUUUUGUUUGAUUAUCGACGACAGAUCCAAGAACCAUAUCACCAAGGAAGCUGCGAUGAAGAAGAUCGAAGCGGAGAAGUUGCCCAUCAGCGACGUGAUAAAAAUUUCAAAGUUCAAGUCUGAUUACCGUACAGUCGAAUCCAAGAGAAAGCUUUGUGAUUCUUACGAUAUGUAUUUCGCCGAGAAGAGGGUGAUGCCGAUUCUGCCCAAGUUGUUUGGAAAGCAGUUCGUGAAGAAGAAGAAGAUGUUAGUACCGAUCGAUAAGAACAAGAACUGGAAGGAUCAGAUCGAGACGGCUUGUGGGUCGACAUUGUUUUUCAUGGGCACAGGUACUUGCAGUGUCGUUAAAGUUGCGAAAUUGUCGAUGGGAAACAAGGAAAUCGCUGAGAAUGUUGUGGCGGCAAUCAGUGGAGUAGUUGAUGUUGUGCCUAGAAAAUGGAAGAAUGUGAAAUCCAUUCAUCUGAAGCUGCUUGAGAGCUUGGCAUUGCCUGUCUAUCAAUCGGUUCCAGAUCUGGAUCUCAAGGUCGAUGCUUCUAAUGAAGAGAAUUAGGGGAGAGUGAUGGUAAAAAGAAAGCGUGGGGAGCAAGUUAGGUCGAAGAAGCUGAAGAACAACAUCAAUGUAGUCGGUGGUUAUCUAUGUUGUUGUGGUUUGUUGACAAUGCCUGGACUGACAAGAUAUGAUAUAGAGAAGAACCCUUUUUCGAUGAGUGAAUAGUAAUGUUAUGCGCAUUCAUAUC